AUGUGUCUAGAAGAUGAAAAGGGGACUCACUUGGCCCUCGAUCUGAAAAUUGCCAGAGAAAUAGAGGCCAUGGCCGAUAGGAUCGGCCGGUUCGGACAUGAGGAUCACUGCAGAAACAAUGGUAAACAAGCGAACGGAGGUAAAGUGGCUGUCAGGAAGGAGGUGUAUCGCAGAGACCAAAGGAAUGGCCGGGAUAGGAAACCAGGGGAGGAUGAAAUAAGUGUGAAGGCAGGCAGACAAACCGGUGGCGACUCGACUAUCGAGGCGAGGGCCAUGAUUAAGUUUGGGGACGGGAAAUUUGGUGUAGUGUAUCGAGGGGCGAUUCCAGGAUGA
This is a messenger RNA of Melampsora larici-populina 98AG31, 333 nucleotides long. RefSeq lists its product as uncharacterized. Bases 1 to 333 code for a protein of 110 amino acids. The transcript is spliced from 2 exons. The record is from RefSeq and is a predicted model, not a curated record. Lineage: Eukaryota; Fungi; Basidiomycota; Pucciniomycetes; Pucciniales; Melampsoraceae.